This is a messenger RNA of Melanotaenia boesemani (Boeseman's rainbowfish), 2080 nucleotides long. It is a transcript of the gene dennd6b, whose product is annotated as DENN/MADD domain containing 6B. The coding region runs from base 186 to 1928 and encodes 580 amino acids. The record is from RefSeq and is a predicted model, not a curated record. NCBI's taxonomy places the organism in Eukaryota, Metazoa, Chordata, Actinopteri, Atheriniformes, Melanotaeniidae. The transcript is spliced from 20 exons. Gene Ontology annotation, molecular function: guanyl-nucleotide exchange factor activity. Gene Ontology annotation, cellular component: recycling endosome.
CUUUUAUUAGUGUAAUCGGGCCAAUUGCCGACCACAGAUCUGUGUUUUAGAACAAUAACACUGAAACAAGACGUCUGCAGUUCUUCGCCUAUCCUGCAGGGGGCGCGCGAAGAACUGCACCUGAUGCUGAUGAUGAAGGACCGGAGGAUAGGCCGGGGCGGUGCUGCAUCUCUCAGACGGUCGUCAUGAACCCGCUGGACGGUUCCGGUACUCCCAGACACGAGGAGGCCGCGGACAGGCCAUACAGCCAGGGCGCGUGGGCACGCUUCUCCUCCUGGCUGGAGUGUGUGUGCGUCGUUACCUUCGACCUGGAGCUUGGACAAGCCAUCGAGCUGGUUUAUCCUCAGGACGUGAAGCUCACUGAGAAAGAGAAAACCAGCAUCUGCUACCUGUCCUUCCCUGACUCUUACUCAGGAUGCCUUGGGGACACUCAGUUCAGCUUCAGGUUACGUCAGUCUGUUGGCCGCAGAGAGUCCAGGUUCAGAGAUGACGUCUACAACAAAGAUGCACCUGUCACCUUGCAGAGAGAAACGGCACAUUUCUUUGGGUAUGUCUACUUCAGACAGGUGAAGGACGUCUCUGUGAAGAGAGGUUACUUCCAGAAGUCCUUGGUGUUGGUGUCCAGGCUGCCAUACACUCGCCUGUUUUACUCGCUGCUGCAGAUCAUCGCACCUGAGUUUUUUGAGAAGCUGGAGCCUUGUCUGGAAGCAGUUUGUAACGAGAUUAACCAGUGGGCGGCACCCACCCCUGGACUGACCCUCAACUUACCUGUAAUGGGUGUCAUCCUACAGGUGAGGAUUCCGUCAAAGACAGACAAACCAGGAGGAAGUCCAAUACGACAGCCCGCCACAGAGAACAUCCUGCCAGCUCCGAUGCUGCUGCCGACCAUCCAUGAACUGGACCUUUUUAGGUGUUUCCAGUCAGUUCUGAUCCACCUGCAGAUGCUCUGGGAGCUCACCCUGCUCGGGGAACCGCUGGUUGUCAUGGCGCCAUCUCCAACCAUCUGCUCAGAAACCGUGCUGGCUCUCAUCAGUUCCAUUAGUCCUCUGAAGUUCUGCUGUGACUUUCGCCCUUAUUUCACCAUCCAUGACAGCGAGUUCAGGGAGUACACAACCAAGACUCAGGCCCCGCCAAACGUGGUUCUGGGCGUCACCAACCCAUUUUUCAUCAAGACGUUCCAGAACUGGCCGCACAUCAUCCGACUGGGAGAGAUGAAGAUGGCAGGUGAUUUACCAAAGCAGUUGAAGCUGAAGAAAUUGUCCAAAUUAAAGACACUUGACACCAAACCAGGUAUCUACACAGCAUACAAGACAUUUCUGCAUAAAGACAAGAUCCUGAUCAAAAGACUUUUGAAGGGAAUCCAAAGAAAGAGACCGUCUGAGGUGCAGAGUGCCAUCCUGAGGAGACACCUGCUGGAGCUGACGCAGAGCUUCAUCAUCCCUCUGGAGCGCUACAUGGCGAGUUUGAUGCCGCUGCAGAGAUCAGUGACGCCCUGGAAGACUCCUCCUCAGAUUCGUCCCUUCAGUCAGGAUGAGUUCCUGUCCACUCUGGACCACGCUGGUCCUCAGCUUACCUCUCUACUCAGAGGUGAUUGGAUGGGUUUGUACAGGAAGUUUUUCAGGUCUCCAAACUUUGAUGGCUGGUAUCGUGAGCGACACAAAGAGAUGACCCAGAAACUGGAGAGCCUUCACCUGGAGGUUAUCUGUGACGCUGAUCUGCUGGGCUGGACCAAAGACAAGUCUGAGGUGGAGAUUGUGGAUCUAAUCCUGAAGCUCAGAGAGAAACUGAGCUCGGAGGCAGCAGCUGCAGGUCAGAGACGGAGUUGUAAACAAACUGAACUGUUUCAUCGAAUCAGUCAUCGGAUCGCUGCCACAAGACCUGCAGACGGUUCUUCACACGCACUGAGGACCUGGACCUGGUUUUGGUAGACUUGGAUUAAUUGCUCCUGGUCUGGUUCCAACAGAGGCUGGAGUUCUCAGAUGUUUGUGGAUCAGAAAAUGAGAACAGCAACAAACCCUUUUGUUUCCUUCAUUGUUAGGGGAAUGUUUGCUUCUGUUUUGAAAAUAAAAGCUGAACCAAU